AUCAAGAAACAAAUACAAAAAGAUAGAAAUUGAUGUUUUUCUUUUGACCUAAAUUUAGGAUUGGUAAAUCAAAAGUGAUAUCCAUGUGAUUGGAAAAAGUAAACGUCAUAUGACGAAACAAUUGAUCUUUGAUCUUUGUUUAUAAAGUUUUGAAAAAUCCCCAAAACUAAACAAUUACAAUUCUUCUCUCAAAGAAGAAAAGAGAAAAAAUGGUGGAAGCUGCAUGGCUAUGGUCCAUUAGAACCAUAUAAAGUUUCCACGAGGAUCCCAUUUGCUUUGCUUUGAUAUGCUCUUUUCUUUUACUUUCCCUCCUUCAAAUCUUUUUGAUACCCAGAAUCUCAUUCCAUUAUUCUCUCCCUAUUUUCUUCUUUUAUUAUUCUCUUCUCAACUUGCUUCUUUUUUUCUUUGUGUUGUGAAUAAUUCAAACAAACAUUUGGUGCUAAAUCAAAAUUUUCAUUUGAUUUUCUGACUGUUUCAGAGUUUUUAUUGACUGGAUUGACAUAUGCCUGGAAACAAGUAUGAUUGUAAUUCUAGUGUCCCAACUAGUAGAGUAUCUAGGCUUCUUCAAGAAAGACAAAAACGAGCAAGCCCUUCUUCCAGAAGCUUGCAACCUACCCAAAGACUGUUAGUGGUAGCUAAUCGUCUACCAGUUUCCGCGGUUAGGAAAGGUGAAGAUUCAUGGUCAUUGGAAAUUAGUGCUGGAGGGCUUGUUAGUGCACUUUUAGGUGUAAAGGAAUUCGAGGCAAGGUGGAUUGGAUGGGCGGGCGUUAAUGUUCCUGAUGAAGUGGGGCAAAAAGCUCUUACAAAGGCUCUUGCCGAGAAGAGGUGCAUACCUGUUUUCCUUGAUGAGGAGAUCGUGCAUCAGUAUUAUAAUGGUUAUUGCAACAACAUAUUGUGGCCUCUUUUUCAUUAUCUUGGUCUUCCUCAAGAGGAUAGACUUGCGACUACAAGAAGCUUUCAAUCUCAGUUUGCGGCUUACCAGAAGGCGAAUCAGAUGUUUGCUGAUGUAGUAAAUAUGCACUAUAAAGAAGGUGAUGUCGUCUGGUGUCAUGAUUAUCAUCUCAUGUUCCUUCCUGAGUGCCUUAAAAAACAUAACAGCAAGAUGAAAGUUGGGUGGUUCCUCCACACCCCCUUUCCUUCAUCGGAAAUCCACAGAACCUUGCCUUCUCGUUCAGAACUGCUCCGUGCAGUUCUUGCUGCUGAUUUGGUUGGUUUUCAUACAUAUGAUUAUGCAAGGCACUUUGUUAGUGCUUGCACUCGUAUUCUUGGGCUUGAAGGAAUACCUGAAGGUGUAGAGGACGAUCAAGGAAGAUUGACCCGUGUCGCUGCUUUUCCCAUCGGGAUUGAUUCAGAUCGUUUUAUUCGAGCGCUUGAGCUUCCUCCAGCUCAAGUGCAUAUCAAAGAUUUAACAGAAAGAUUUGCUGGUAGGAAGGUAAUGUUAGGUGUUGACCGGCUUGAUAUGAUUAAAGGAAUUCCACAAAAGAUACUCGCUUUUGAAAAAUUUUUGGAGGAAAAUCCCUCUUGGCAGCAUAAAGUUGUUCUUCUCCAAAUUGCUGUUCCCACAAGAACAGAUGUUCCUGAAUAUCAAAAACUUACGAGCCAAGUUCAUGAAAUAGUUGGACGCAUUAAUGGGAGAUUUGGAACUUUAACUCGUGUUCCUAUACAUCAUCUGGAUCGGUCGCUGGACUUCCCAGAGCUAUGUGCUCUAUAUGCAGUAACUGAUGUAGCGUUGGUCACUUCAUUGAGAGAUGGCAUGAAUCUGGUUAGCUAUGAGUUCGUGGCUUGUCAAGCUGCAAAAAAGGGUGUACUCAUUCUCAGUGAGUUUGCUGGAGCUGCACAAUCUCUAGGCGCUGGAGCUCUCUUGGUAAACCCCUGGAAUAUUACAGAUGUAGCUGCUGCAAUCGGUAAAGCCUUAAAUAUGUCAGAUGAAGAGCGAGAAAAAAGGCAUGAACUCAACUUUGUUCAUGUUACACGGCAUACUGCUCAGCAGUGGGCUGAAACAUUUGUAAGUGAACUGAAUGACACGGUGGUGGAGGCACAGUUGAGGAUUACACAAAUCCGCCCUGUAUUUCCAGUUGAUUCUGCGGUUAAAAAUUUCUUGAAUUGUAGUAAUCGACUACUCAUACUGGGAUUCAACGCUACACUGACGGAAGCAGUUGAUACACCUGGUAGACGGGGUACAGAUCAAGUAAAGGAGAUAAACUCUAAAUUGCGCCCGAGUCUGAAAGGGCCUCUCACUGUCCUUUGCAAUGACCCAAAAUCAACCAUCGUCGUUCUUAGUGGAAGUCGCAGAUGUGACUUAGAUGAAAAUUUUCAGGAGUUUGACAUGUGGUUAGCUGCGGAACAUGGAAUGUUCUUACGGCAUACAAGAAGAGGAGAUUGGAUGACGACGAUGCCUGAGCAUUUGAAUCUGGAUUGGCGUCCCAGUGUCUCCCAUGUUUUUGAGUAUUUCGAAGAUAGAACUCCUCGUUCAACUAUGGACCCUCGUGAAAUUUCCCUCGUUUGGAAUUACAAGUAUUCUGAUUUUGAAUUUGGAAAAUUGCAAGCGAGAGACAUGCUACAGCAUCUUUGGACUGGCCCUAUUUCAAAUGCAUCCGUAGAAGUUGUGCAAGGUACUAGAUCUGUCGAAGUUCGACCAGUAGGUGUUACUAAGGGAUCUGCUAUUGAUCGUAUUUUGGGGGAAAUAGUGCAUAGUAAACCCUUAAAAUCACCAAUCGAUUAUGUCUUGUGCAUUGGUCAUUUCCUUGAGAAGGAUGAAGAUGUAUACACAUUUUUUGAGCCAGAGCUCCCGUCAGACAAUGUAAACCACCUGAAAACCAAAGCAUUUGAUGCUUCAAAAUUUCCUGACAGGCCGCCACCCAAGGUGGCACCUAGUAGAAGUGGAUCAAAGCCAUCGCACGGAAAUACAACUCAACGUUCAACACCAAAUUCAGACAAGAGUUCAAAUCACAAUAAUGGUGGGCUCUCACGGAAGCAACCGUCGGAGAAGACCUCCUGGAACGUUCUCGACUUGAAGAAAGAAAACUACUUCUCCUGUGCAGUUGGCAGAACUCGAACUAAUGCUCGUUACACCAUUGGUUCAUCAUAUGACGUCGUUUCAUUUUUGUCUAGAUUGGCUGAAGCAUCUCUAUCUGUGUCAUCAAAUUCAAACCCGGAAUCACUAUGAUUAUAGAAUCUCGAUCUCAAUUCUUCUACGAUUUUUGCUAACUCUAGGCAUUAUAGAUGGUCAAGAAGAUCGUAGAGCCUUGUAUUUUAAAUGGUUGUGAUUCAUUGUUACCCUAAUAAAUUUCGCUCCCAUGUCCA
This is a messenger RNA of Amaranthus tricolor (Joseph's coat), 3303 nucleotides long. Its product is annotated as alpha,alpha-trehalose-phosphate synthase [UDP-forming] 1-like. Gene Ontology annotation, molecular function: alpha,alpha-trehalose-phosphate synthase (UDP-forming) activity. Gene Ontology annotation, biological process: trehalose biosynthetic process. Bases 503 to 3166 code for a protein of 887 amino acids. The transcript is spliced from 18 exons. The record is from RefSeq and is a predicted model, not a curated record. Lineage: Eukaryota; Viridiplantae; Streptophyta; Magnoliopsida; Caryophyllales; Amaranthaceae. Gene Ontology annotation, cellular component: cytosol.